CCAUCAUUGAGAUGGUGCUUCCGGCUUCAGCCCCUCCACCUGCCGCUGACGCUGCUCCUGCUUUUGAGCCUGUUGCAGCGCCUAUUGCUCCUCCUGCUGCUGUUGAGGUUGUUUCUCUGCCAGAGUCUGUCCCGCCUCCCCCUGCUCCUGCUCCACCUGCAGUUGAAGUGGUCGCUCCACCUGCUCCCCCUGCCCUUGUAAUCGAACCCUCUCCUCCUCCCAUAAAUCAGCCCAUUGCUUCUCCUCCUCCUCCUCCUCCUCCAGUAAUUGAACCAGUUGCUCCUCCUCAUGUAAUUGAACCUAUUGCUUCUUCAGCCGUCGCUGAAUCCAUGCCACCUCCUCCCGAUCCCAUCAAGAGCGAGCCAAUCAUCCCUCAUUCGCUUGCCGAAUCAGAACCCCUGCCGUCCCCUCCUGUCCUCGAGCCUGUCGCCAGCUUGGCAUCCCAGCCUGAGCUAUUUGCAGCGCCUCCCCUGCCUGAGUUGACUGCUCCUCCUGAACCAGUUGCACCUCCUCCUCAGUCUCCAGUUGAACCAGUAUCACCCGCUCCUGACCCCGAGCCGGCGGCGGUCCCCGAGCCGAGUCCAGUCACGCCACCUGUCGCUGCUCCUGCAGUGGACGAGGAGGCCCUGAGGAAGAAGAUCACCGACGAGCUGUAUAAAGACUUGGAGCAAGAGCGGGCCAAAGCAGAGCAGGACCUGCAAGCCUGGGUGGAGGCGGAGAAGGCCCGGGCCUCCACGCUGGCUCAGACCGAGGCGCGGUCCCAGGUCCAGGACGAGGUGUCCAGGAUCCUGUCUGCGGAAAGAGCAGCGGCUCAAGAGAGCCUUCAGCAGGCCAUCAUCAGAGAGAGGAUCACCACCGAGGAUGAGAAGAUCCGUGCUCAGCUCUUCGAGAUCGGACAGAAGGCCAAGCAGCUGGAGGCCAGAGAGGCAGAUCUAAAGAAGCAGGAUGCUUUCUACAGAGAGCAGGUGGCUCGGCUGGAGGAGAGGAGUGCUCAGUUCUACAAGGUCACCACCGAGAACUACCACAAAGCCGCCGAUGACGUGAACGCCAAAUUCAGGACGUAUGAAGUGUAUCCCGUGUGCGCAGACCUGCAGGGCCAGAUCCUGGCGUGCUACAAAGAGAACGCCGGAAAAACCCUCAACUGCUCCAACAUCGCCGCUCUCUACCUGCAGUGCGUCAACAAUACCAAACAGAACGACAGGUUUGUGUUUGCGCCUCCGUGGACAGACGAUACAACAAGUUGAGGACCGGCGGCUAAAGAUGGAGGCAGAUCCGGGAGGAGCGACGAGAGAAUUUCCAGUUGGGAGGAUUUACCAAUACGACGAACGAGUCGGCACCCAGACACGCACCCUGCAGACCCCCGGCGGAGAACCGAACCAGAACCAAACCCGACCAGAGGCACCGAGCACCGCACUUCCCCCCCUUCCUACCUCCUUCACCCCGCCUCCACCGUGAGGACGGCGCCAGAGAAGUGACACUGUUGGACAGUCUAGAGACACCGCAGGUCGCCAGCUGCAGGAGCCGGCCCGAUCUCGGCCCCCGAAAAACGACACUAAGGAUCAACCGGAGGAACCUCGACACCAGCCGUCUCCGCCACAAACCACCUCAACCCGCCUCCACUCACCCCCACACACCAAAAACUCUGUCCUGAUAGAUGUCAGUCUUGUUCCGUUGUCCAUAACUCCCCCCUUUUCUUCCUAGUAGUUCGUUCCGUUCGCUAAAGCAUCGGUUUCUUCCCUGCAUCCGUUUGUUUGACGUCAAGAACCGACACGUUGUGACGAUGUCUGAUCACAAGGAAUAAAAUACCAACCGAUGCAGGAACUGUU
Molecule: messenger RNA, 1826 nt
Organism: Salarias fasciatus (jewelled blenny)
Lineage: Eukaryota; Metazoa; Chordata; Actinopteri; Blenniiformes; Blenniidae
Gene: chchd3a
Product: coiled-coil-helix-coiled-coil-helix domain containing 3a
Exons: 9
Coding region: 12-1244 (410 amino acids)
Biological process (GO): inner mitochondrial membrane organization
Cellular component (GO): mitochondrion; MICOS complex
Source: RefSeq, a predicted model, not a curated record